AUGGAGGAGGGGGAAAGGAGCCCCCUGCUGUCCCAGGCUGCCAUCCGCUCAGCCUGGUAUGGUCCCUGCACAGGAAAUCUGGCAGGCCUCCCCAUGGAUCUGGCAGGUCGGGGGGAUGCUGGGGGUCAGGAACCACCCCUCGCCGGGAGCAGCCCCCUCAUUUCAAGUCACCCGGGGCCAGCACUCUGGGAGCACCAGGCCCGGAGGGCAGGCCUUGGGGGGGGUCCCGGCCAGCUGCUUCCCUGCCUCAAGUGCCUGAUCUUCCUGUCCAACUUUGUCUUCUCUCUGCUCAGUCUGCUGGCCCUGGCCAUCGGGCUCUGGGGCCUGGCCGUCACGGGGUCUCUGGGGAAGUUGGGGGGCCCCCUGCCCGCAGCCCCCAUGCUGGGGCUGGUGCUGGGCGGGCUGGCGUUCAGUGCGCGGAGCCUGGCAGGCUGCCUGGGCGCCCUCUGUGAGAACGCCUUUCUCUUCUCUGGGGGCAUCCUUGCCUUGCUGGUGCUGGAGGCCGUGGCAGGGGCCCUGGUGGUGGCCUUCUGGGGCCAGUUGCAGGAUGACCUGGAGCAUGUCCUACGCGUGGCCAUCACCCACUACCAAGACGACCCAGACUUGUGCUUCCUCAUUGACCAAGUUCAGCUCGGGCUGCAGUGCUGCGGGGUGGCCUCCUACCAGGACUGGCAGCGGAACCUGUACUUUAACUGCAGCUCCCCUGGGGUCCAGGCCUGCAGCCUUCCUGCCUCCUGCUGUAUCGACCCCUGGGAAGAUGGAGCCUCAGUCAAUGACCAGUGUGGCUUCGGGGCCCUGCGCCUGGAUGAGGACGCAGCCCAGAGGGUGGUGCACCUGGAGGGCUGCGGCCCCCCACUCCUCCAGUGGCUGCGCAGCAACAUCUGGGCUGCAGGUGGCUACGCCAUCGUUGUCGUUGUGGUCCGGGGGCAGAGCUCCUGCCGGCCACCCAGCUGGUGA
This is a messenger RNA of Lipotes vexillifer (Yangtze River dolphin), 957 nucleotides long. It is a transcript of the gene TSPAN10, whose product is annotated as tetraspanin 10. The record is from RefSeq and is a predicted model, not a curated record. Gene Ontology annotation, cellular component: plasma membrane. NCBI's taxonomy places the organism in Eukaryota, Metazoa, Chordata, Mammalia, Artiodactyla, Lipotidae.